Messenger RNA from Acanthosepion pharaonis, 753 nucleotides. NCBI's taxonomy places the organism in Eukaryota, Metazoa, Mollusca, Cephalopoda, Sepiida, Sepiidae. The record is from the annotation of a GenBank genome assembly.
AUGAAAAUUCUUUAUAAAGAAGCAGGAUAUUUUCAUAUUCUGGAUUCUUCGUCGUUGCGUAAUUUGUUAGAAAUUGAAUUUCUUAACAUUCUGGAUCUAUCUAUCUAUCUAUCUAUCUAUCUAUCUAUCUAUCUAUCUAUCUAUCUAUUACUUACGAUAUUUAUUGAUGAAAACUGCACACUCUUGGAGAAUGAAUUACAUGACAUCAACCAGCACUUCAUGUUUUAUUUUCUGAAAAUUUCUAUCUAUCUAUCUAUCUAUCUAUCUAUCUAUCUAUCUAUCUAUCUCAGUCUGUUCAUAUCUGUCUAUCUCAGUCUUUUCAUAUCUAUCUAUCUAUCUAUCUAUCUAUCUAUCUAUCUCAGUCUGUUCAUAUCUGUCUAUCUCAGUCUUUUCAUAUCUAUCUAUCUAUCUAUCUAUCUAUCUAUCUAUCUAUCUAUCUAUCUAUCUAUCUCAGUCUGUUCAUAUCUGUCUUUCUCAGUCUUUUCAUAUCUAUCUAUCUAUCUAUCUAUCUAUCUCAGUCUGUUCAUAUCUGUCUAUCUCAGUCUUUUCAUAUCUAUCUAUCUAUCUAUCUAUCUAUCUAUCUAUCUAUCUAUCUAUCUAUCUCAGUUUGUUCUAAUCUAUUUUAGUCUGAUCAUUUCUCUUCUCUUUUCAUUGGCAUUUGGAACUGAUUUUCUCCAUCGCUCUCUCUCUCUCUCUCUCUCUCUCUCUCUCUCUCUCUCUCUCAUCUUUGUCUUUUGGAAAAUGAGAAACUGA